Spinacia oleracea (spinach) is the source of this 2250-nucleotide messenger RNA. RefSeq lists its product as uncharacterized. Bases 1 to 2250 code for a protein of 749 amino acids. The record is from RefSeq and is a predicted model, not a curated record. The transcript has 5 exons. NCBI's taxonomy places the organism in Eukaryota, Viridiplantae, Streptophyta, Magnoliopsida, Caryophyllales, Amaranthaceae.
AUGGUUCUCUCUGGAACAGCUUUGCGCAUUCCACCUCAGGAACAUCAGCAGCCAUCUCAAGUUCCUAUCUGGAACAGGAACACUUUACUUGUAGACACAACAGAAACUUUAAUCAGGAAGUUUGCUAUUUUGUCAUCAACCAAAAUCAGGGUCAACAGAGCAGUAUUUGUUACUUGGUCUUAUAUCUUGUGUAACUCUGACGGGAAAAACGAUUCUGAAGCUAUGAACACUACAGAGAAACUGGAAGAGCGAUACUCAACACAACGACCUCCAAUGUUUAGUGGCAAGUACUACUCUUAUUGGAGAAACAAGAUGGAGAUUUUCAUCAAGGCUGAAAACUAUCAAGUAUGGAGAGUUAUAGAAGUGGGAGACUUCCAAGUCACUAAGCUGAAUACCUCUGGGGAAACUGUUCCCAAGCCAAUUGCAGAAUUUGACAAAGCUGGCUAUGAAAAGCUUGAACUCAAUGCCAUGGCUGUUAAAAUCCUACACUGUGGACUAGGUCCAAAUGAGCACAAUAGAGUAAUGGGCUGCAAGAAUGCAAAACAGAUUUGGGAUCUGCUCCAAGUCACUCAUGAAGGAACAAACGAAGUCAAAAGAUCUAAGAUCGAUCUCUUAAUGCACCAGUACGAGUUGUUCACCAUGAAAUCCUCUGAAACCAUUCAAGACAUGAUUACUCGCUUUACAAACAUCAUCAAUGAAUUGAACUCUCUUGGGAAAAUCAUAACUCCCGAAGAACAAGUAAGAAAGGUUCUAAGGAGUCUUCCACAGGAUCCUUGGAUGGCCAAGGUCACUGCUCUUCAAGAAACUAAAGACUUCACCAAGUUUAACCUGGAACAAUUGGCUGGAUCUCUCUUAACUCAUGAGUUACAAUUGAAUGCAAGACCCUCAGAGAAUACAAAAAAUAGAGCCCUUGCUCUAAAAACUGAAAAUGAUGAAAACUCUGAAGAAGAUGAGGAGACAGCCCUAUUUGCUAGAAGAUUCAGAAGAAUGUUUAGAAACUACAAAGAAGGAGAUCACAGAAGCAAGCCCAAUCGAAAAUUCUCCAAAACUGACAUUGGAUGCCAUAAGUGUGGAAACCUGGAACAUCGCAUUAGGGAAUGUCUCCUCUGGGAACAGGAACGAGGAAAAGGAAAGGAAACAGCAAAAGACAGAUUCAAAGACAACAAGAACUCCUUCUCUAAAAAUGAGGUAAGGAAAGCCAUGAUUGCUGCAUGGGGAGACUCUUCUUCAGAUGAGGAACAGGACCAACCCAAUGAGGAAACUGCUCACCUAUGCCUUGUAGCUGAAAAUGAAGAAGAUGGAUCAGACUCAGAAUUUGAAAAAUUCCAGGCAAGUCUUGUUCAAAUUAAAAAUAGACUUAAAUCUCUGUCUAAAUUAGAAUUGUUUGACCUGCUUUCCUGUCUCACUAGUAAUUAUGAGGAACUCCUAAAAGAAAAAUUAGAUUCUGAUAAGAAACACCAAACUACCGUCAAGAAACUCACUGAGGAUCUAGAAUGGACUAAAAAUACAAACGUAGAUAUCGACAAUCGUUUCUUUAGUCUUUUUUAUCAGAACCUUCACAUAAAAGAAAUCUGUGAAGCCUUGCGUAAUGAGAACUCCUUGCUAAAGCAAGAACUGAUUGACCUAGAAGUAGCCAAGACUAAAACCCUUUAUAAAAGUGAACUAGAAAGAACUCAACUUGAACUAGUCAAGAUUCACCAAGAAAAGACCAACCUAGAAGAAGAAUUGGCUAGAAAGACUAGACACAGAAUAGAAGGAACACCUAAAUGGAUAGAAGAAGCUAGAACCAAACGCACGGAAGGAUUAGGUUUCAAUCACAAGAAACGUCACCCUAGAAAGACCAGAGUAGAUCUCUACAGUGACAUAGUAUGCACCUUCUGUGGAGAUAGAAACAGAUUUCUCUCACUCACGACCUAUGAAGGUGGAACUGUGACUUUUGGCGAUAAUAAGAAAGGUAACAUCAUUGGCAUUGGUAAGGUCGGUAAGUCAAAGUCUCACUCCAUCGAUAAUGUAUUUUUGGUUGAAGGUCUAGGACAUAGUUUAUUAAGCAUUUCUCAAUUCUGUGACAAAGGAAAUUAUGCAAAAUUCUUCUCGAAUAAAUGUCUAAUCAUCAACAGUAACACUGAAACAGUGAUCUUAGAGGGACAAAGGAAAGGGAACACAUAUGUGGUUAACCUUAACUCUGUUCCUCAAUCCAAUCUGACCUGUCUCAGUGUUAUUGAAGAUGAUCCAUUGUUAUGGCACAAAUGA